Molecule: messenger RNA, 1920 nt
Organism: Actinia tenebrosa (Australian red waratah sea anemone)
Lineage: Eukaryota; Metazoa; Cnidaria; Anthozoa; Actiniaria; Actiniidae
Product: E3 ubiquitin-protein ligase MARCHF5
Molecular function (GO): zinc ion binding
Source: RefSeq, a predicted model, not a curated record
AGUAGCAUGAUUCAGUGAAAUUUCAUCCGCCAUCUUUAGUCACUUCAACGAGUCGAGCUUCAAGACUUUGCCAACUUUUAAGUUGCAUGGAGUUUAUGUUUGCAGCUUUGCCUCUUUAAGACACUGCUAGGCACGAGCUAUGGUUUAAGCACAAGCUAGUUUGCUUUCUACUGUUUUGUUUUAUCAAUGGAGGACGGAGAUCGAACCGACAUAAAACGUUGUUGGGUAUGCUUUGCCACUGAAGAAGAUGAACCCACAGCUCAGUGGGUGGAGCCAUGCUUAUGUCACGGCACUACCAAAUGGGUACAUCAGUCUUGCCUGCAGCGCUGGAUUGAUGAGAAGCAAGCAGGAAACUCUACAGCAAGUGUGUACUGUCCACAGUGCAAUACAGAAUACAAAAUAGUAUUUCCCCCUCUUGGACCAUUUCUUAGUUCAAUAGAAAAACUAGAUCACUGUGUUAAUAAAGUUUGCCCCUUCGCAGCAGCUGGAAUAGUUGUGGGUUCAUUAUAUUGGUCGGCAGUCACUUAUGGAGCUGUUACAGUCAUGCAAGUGUUAGGGCAUAAGGAUGGACUUGAAGUCAUGGAAAAAGCUGACCCUUUAUUUUUACUAGUUGGACUACCAACCAUCCCCUUGGCCCUUAUCCUUGGCAAAAUGAUUCGAUGGGAGGAUCAUGUCCUGAGGUUUUGGAGGCGCUACAUUAGCAAGAUAGCCUUGUUAAGUAUCUUCUCCCCCAAAAUAGGAAAUGCAAUCCAAGGCAUGGGUGUUCAUUACCGGGAGCCUGCGGAACCCACCCCACUAUCAGACCCUGUGUCAGCUACUAGAAUACUAUGUGGAGGUCUUAUUAUGCCAACUGUUGCAACUCUUAUCGGUAAACUUUGUUAUGGUUUUGUGGAAUCUGGACUACACAGGGCUUUAUUGGGUGGAAUUACAUUUAUUGGGAUUAAAGGAGCAAUCAGAAUUUUCUACAAGCAGCAACAAUACAUCAGACAAGCUCAGCGAGUUAUUCAGAAUUACAAGGAUGAAUAAAAUGUAAAAGCAAUUAAUUACUUAUAAUUAACUCCCCCUCCACCCUCUUGGCUGAGGAAUUUUCUUUUUCCUUCUGUGCCCCCUGGAUAUCCAUUUGUCUUUAAACAUUAGGUACAUUACAAAUUUGAGGAGAUUUUGAAAAAACUCUUAAGAAUUCAAUCCAAUAUUUUCUAGAACACCCCCAGGGUUGUUGAACAUUUAAGAACACCUUUAUCCUUCGUAACCUCCAGGAUUUAAUGAGAUCCUCUGCUGAAGAGGGCUACAUAAAUAAAAUAAAAUAAAGCAAUGACCAAAUUUAAAGGCAUUCUGCUAAUGCAAACCUUAUUCCCAAGAUUGUUUAAAGUGUUUGAUCUUAUUUAGUUAAGUUCAUUAUUCAUCAAUUAUGUUAUUCUAGUGUUAAAGGCUUUGUAUAGCUCUGGUCAAAUUUGAGACUAAGGCAGGGAAAGUUUGGAUGAAUUAGUCACAGUUUAGAAUCUUGAACUUUCAGUAAAGGUGACAAAAUGAACAGGUCAUACCAGAUUCCAAAAAUAAAAUAAAAACGAGAUUUAGUUCAAUAGCUGGAUAGCCUUGGUGCAGAGGUUUCCUUACCCCUCUCCAUCAGGAAAACAUUUAGAUUUUCAUUAACAAUGAAGUUUGGCAGACAUUAGAUCUCUCCUUUUAGAGGAUCUUGGAACACUUCAAGUGGAAAUAUUUUACUUAACUCCAACCAAGCUAUCCCUAUUGUCUUUCCCUAAUUAUAAGCUUUAUAUUAUGUUUUUGAUUUCUUUAUCACACAGUUUUGUUUUAAAAUCACAUUUCAAAAUCACUGGAUUCUUUGAGAAAAGAAAUAUCAAAUAUUAUUAUGAUAGUAAUGCAAGUAAAGCAUAAUAAAUUACUCAAGAAGGAACUCAAAAA